Molecule: messenger RNA, 934 nt
Organism: Alternaria rosae
Lineage: Eukaryota; Fungi; Ascomycota; Dothideomycetes; Pleosporales; Pleosporaceae
Exons: 2
Coding region: 1-816 (271 amino acids)
Source: RefSeq, a predicted model, not a curated record
AUGGAUCUUUCCUACCUCCUGUCGUCUUCGCUAGCCCCAGUGCAGAAGACUCUCAUUUCGUACCUCGGCCCGAAGGAGUUCUCGACCUUGGUGCGGGUAUCCACAGACGUUCGCACUGCGCUCAGCGAUGGGCUUCCUUCAUACUACCAGAACAUUGAGACAAAGCUCAAAACCUUCUUCGAGGAUCCCAAGGUGUUCAGACAAGUUCAAGUCAACACUGGCGCGAUCAUUGGCGGUGACUUUGCCCACAAGUUCAUCGCUAACGAGCUACAAACUCCAGUGCAAGAACUAUACAUCUAUACACAGUACUCAGACGUCAAGCCCUUGGACCUCCGUACCUCGAUAAUCGACUUUCUAGAGCAAGAAUGCUGGACCGCUGAUGAAUACAACAAGACGGGCUUGACCGUAUUUCGAAAGCCACAACGGACUGAAGAUGAUGAAUGUGAGCCGGUAUCGCGUUACUUCAUGGGUGUACUUGGAGUAGAAAGCGCUGUCCUGAAACAGACUCAUGUCGUCUUGCUCGAAGACGAAGAUGAUGAAGAAAAGACCAGGUCUUUUGAAAAGACGAUCCACCUCGUGCGCGAGGCCGUUAGAUUGACGCUAUUAGAGCUUUCGAAAUUGCCAGAGAGCGAACGCCCGAACGGACACAACAACGUAAUGAAUGGUAGGUCUCGCGAGUUCGUGUGGAAAAACACCAAGGUACCAGAGACGUGGUCAUACUACGAUGACGACUUUAUGAAGCAGCUGGAGAAGCUGUGGAAGGAGUAUGAACGCGACGAAGCGGAGAAAUGCGACGGACGGAAUAGCAAGAAGUAAAUUGUCGGCAAGCGAAGCGCAAGGAGCAGUUUGGCGGUUCGUCGGAUGAGAGCGAGGAUGUAGCGGCUUGAUGGAGAGCGGAUGGUUGUGCGUGGGAAUAUAAUAUCAGUCAUUCAGC